CAACUUCCUAACACGCAUAACUGACCAAAAAAAUCAAAGUCUGUACAAUUACAGGCUUCGAUUCAAUUACCAUGGCUUCCUUGCGAGCCUCGAAAAGAAGACGGCUGUCCCCCUCCGACGACGAAUCGUCUCCUACCCCAAAAUCCAUUGGGCCAUCGUCGUCUAUUAAACAAAAUUUCUACAGCCGUGCUGCAGAAUGGGAUCUGGAGCAAGAUUACGAACGACGACCGCGGAAGGGAAAGAAGAAAGACCAAGAGAAAACUCGUCUGCCUAUCAAGACAUCGGAGGGUGUUGUCCACGUCAAUGAAGCUGAAGACGCAGCAAACGAUGCCAAUAGUUUUCUCGACUCGGACUCGGAGAAUGAUAACGCUGAGGGGGGAGAAGAGGAAAAGGAUGAAGAGGAAGAAAAGGAAGAACCUGCUGUUCCAAAGCUAUCCUUGAAGGCGCAAAUCAUACAAGCGAAGGAGGAAAUGGCACACAUUGCAAUGUUGAUCAACGAAGACCCAGAGGAACACAUCAAACUGUUCAAAAGACUUGCCGACUUUGUGGACAAAAUUGAGACAGCAGUUUCAAUUAAGAAACUAGCUCUGGCAACCCAAGCUGCCGUUUUCAAAGACGUUAUCCCAGGUUACAGAAUUCGCGCGAUUGGCGAGGAUGGCAACAAGGCCGAGAAGUUGUCCAAAGAAGUUCGCCAGCUGAGGGACUUCGAGCAGUCACUACUCUCGUCGUACGUGCACUAUGUACAGCAAUUGACCAAUUUGUCCAAAAACAGCAAACACCAAAAGAACAAAGAUGAGGCUGGUUUACGCACUGUCGCAAUCGGCUGCGCAUGCAAUAUGCUUCUCGCAGUGCCCCAUUUCAACCUGCGUACCGAGUUGAUUAAAAUCCUAGUGAAUCGUCUGUCCAAACGUCGGAUCGAUGCAGAUUUCAUCAAGUGCCGUGAGACAAUGGAGGAGGUUUUCGGCAAAGACAACGACGGCGUGGUUUCGCUCGAGGCAGUGGGGUUGCUGUCGAAGAUGAUGAAAGCACGGGACUUCCAAGUCCACGAGUCUACUCUUAACACAUUCCUUCAUCUCCGUCUGUUAUCUGAGUUCGCUUCGAAGGCAUCACGAGAUCGUGUCGACCGAGAAGAGCCCGAAACGUACAAUGGCAAGAAACUGAAAAACAAAAAGGAAUUCCGCACAAAGCGAGAACGCAAGCUUGAGAAAGACCGCAAAGCUGUCGCCAAGGAUAUGCGUGAAGCUGAUGCGCUCGUCAGUAAUGAAGCCCGCGAUAGAAACCAGGCCGAGACCCUAAAACUAGUCUUUGGCAUCUAUUUUCGUAUUCUCAAGCUGCGACACUCCAAACUCAUGGGCGCCGUUCUUGAAGGUCUUGCCAAAUACGCCCAUCUGAUCAACCAGGAUUUUUUCGGCGAUCUCCUCGAAGCUCUCAAAGAGCUGAUUGCGCGACUUGAAAUUCAGGACAAUAUCGACUCAGUCACCGAGAAUGCAGAGGAGAACGAAGGAGAAGAUGACAACUACGAAGAGCUGUCAGCGAGACAAUCCACCCGAGAAGUCCUUCUCUGCACAAUCACCGCUUUUGCGCUUCUUGAAGGCCAAGAUGCCAGCAAAGCCGCUUCAUCGCUGCAUCUGGACCUGAGUUUCUUCGUCACACAUCUUUAUCGCACUCUCUACCCCCUUUCAACUAAUCCAGAUAUCGAGUACAACCCAGAAAAAUCCCUACGAUUACCUGAUCCCGGCAAGUACCGAAACGGCGAAAACGACGACAGGCGAAAGAAUAAAAUCAACUUCCAAACGCCCAUGGUUCUCCUCCUACGCUGUCUUCAAUCGACUUUACUGUCCCGCAGUCACGGUACCCCACCACCCGCGCGUCUCGCGAGCUUUAUGAAGCGACUGAUGACGGCGGUACUACAAUUGCCCGAGAAAUCGUCCAUUGCGAUGUUGGCUCUUCUCUCAAAAGUCGCCAAACAGCAUGGGCGCAAGGUUGCGCCCCUCUGGAAUACAGAAGAGCGACGAGGUGAUGGAGUGUUUAACCCUUUCGCAAAUAAUGUUGAGCAAACUAAUGUUUUCGCUGGUACGAUUUGGGAAGGCGAAUUGUUGCGAUUACAUUACUGUCCUGAAGUACGUGACGCAGCUUCGGAUAUUGAUAAGUUAAUUGCUACUACCGUUAGAUAGCGAGGAGAGAAUAAGUCAAAAUUAAAUCU
This is a messenger RNA of Talaromyces proteolyticus, 2203 nucleotides long. Its product is annotated as nuclear export protein Noc3. NCBI's taxonomy places the organism in Eukaryota, Fungi, Ascomycota, Eurotiomycetes, Eurotiales, Trichocomaceae. Gene Ontology annotation, cellular component: nucleolus. Gene Ontology annotation, molecular function: chromatin binding. The transcript has a single exon. Gene Ontology annotation, biological process: DNA replication initiation. The record is from RefSeq and is a predicted model, not a curated record. The coding region runs from base 72 to 2174 and encodes 700 amino acids.